Limulus polyphemus (Atlantic horseshoe crab) is the source of this 1591-nucleotide messenger RNA. RefSeq names its product Krueppel-like factor 11. Gene Ontology annotation, biological process: regulation of transcription by RNA polymerase II. Gene Ontology annotation, molecular function: DNA-binding transcription factor activity, RNA polymerase II-specific; RNA polymerase II cis-regulatory region sequence-specific DNA binding. The transcript is spliced from 4 exons. Bases 125 to 1525 code for a protein of 466 amino acids. Lineage: Eukaryota; Metazoa; Arthropoda; Merostomata; Xiphosura; Limulidae. The record is from RefSeq and is a predicted model, not a curated record.
GGCACACAGUAAUUUGUUUGAAGGUAUGGGCACGCCUUUACACUCCUCAAUAAAACCCCAUUUCGAGGCGUGUAGAAACUUUUAUGUUAAAUAGAAUUCAGACGUGAAUGUUGCAGCUUUAAAGAUGACUAGCCUUUCAAUUUCUCCAUCAUGUACUCCUCCACAUUCGUUCUCUGAGAAUUUUCAUCAUGGAGUGGUACAAGAGAGAUGUGAUUUUGAUGCAGUACAAACAUUAUUGUCCAUAAGCCAACAGACUUCUCUUCCACAGCAUGGCAGCAGUAUCCAAGAUAGCAUGGACUUUUUCUGUCACAGGCAUAUGGAGAUGACACCCCCAAACUCCGAGGAUGAAUUGGAAGAAAUUGCUCAGGAAAACAAAAAUAGCUCUGAACAUGAUAAGGUGCUCCUGGCUCCAACUCCUCCACAAACUCCAAGUUCCCACAUAACAGGCAUGCCAGUUUCGGUCAUUAGGAGAGCUCCACGGACACAACAUUUCUCCGAACAGAGUGGUUGUGGAAAUAUUAGAAUGCUUAAUGCUGAUAAAUUAAUGGAACUCCCUCCCUGUAAUGAAAGUAAUAUGUUUCCUAGUAAAAAAUCAGUUGUUUGUCCUUCUGUUAACCUACCUUUCACAACUUCUGCCCAGAAUAUUGUAAUUUCUAGUUCUGUAACGUUUCAAAAUACUCCAGUUACAACAGUUCUUCCACUCUGUUCUAACAGCUCAUCACAGCAGUCUGCCUUUGGCACAACUAUUGUACAGUCUACUGCUAAGCCCAUUGCUAUUGCUCCAAAGAUUAUUCCCAGUACAGUUAUUCCAUUAUUUUCCACUGUCACUCCAUUAGUUACUAGUAGCAGUAAACAGCAAGAUAUUUCUGCUAACUCUUAUGUUGUUUCUCAGUGUCCAGCAUCUACUAACAUGCCUGGUAACCCUACAACCUUGAUACCCAUAACAGGGACAAAUGGACCACUGCUUCAGCUUAUGGUCACAGGGACUUCAUUUGGAUUAACUGGAACAGCAAUGACCUGUGGUACUACUAAUGGACUUGUUACAAAACCAAGGAUUCUCUCACCUGCAUCUGUAGUUUUCUCAUCAUGUGAUAAGUCAGAUUUCUUAGCAGAUACAAGACGAAGAGCUUAUCAUUGUUCCUUUCCAAAUUGUUCGAAAACUUAUUUCAAGAGUUCCCAUUUGAAGGCUCAUAUCAGAACUCAUACAGGAGAGAAACCAUUUGCUUGUACAUGGGAAGGGUGUAAUCGAAAAUUUUCAAGAUCAGAUGAACUUUCACGUCACAAGCGCACACAUACUGGUGAGAAGAAAUUUGCAUGUCCUGUUUGUGAUCGAAGAUUCAUGAGGAGUGAUCACCUUGCUAAGCAUAUAAAACGACAUUCCAGUGGUAAGCGAGUUGGACUUUGGGUUGGUCAGCAUUCUGCCAAUAGUAGAUCAAGUGUAGAUGGAUCAAAAUGUGGUGUUUUAGGAGUCGGUCAUGGAAUGGGAGCCACUACACUCCAAGUCCUUUUUCCAACAGCUACAUAGAUUUUACUGAAUGAUUUCUGAAAUUUUGGCUGUGAUUCAAUGUAUUAAUAAUGUUAUAGAAAUAAA